Molecule: messenger RNA, 5460 nt
Organism: Porites evermanni
Lineage: Eukaryota; Metazoa; Cnidaria; Anthozoa; Scleractinia; Poritidae
Source: the annotation of a GenBank genome assembly
UCUUCGUAGCUCCCGAUCGAGCUCGAACCAGUCUCCCCGUCGCGAGUGAUUGCAUCACAUUACAUCACAUCGAUCUCUUCCCUUUCAGAAAAGAAUUACGGAACAAUCGCGAAAACAAUAUGGUUCGUUAUGGGUUGUUAGUCUUGUCUCCUUCUUGCCUCAGAACUAAAAUACCAGCCCUUCUGAAGCAAGCAUCGAAAGAAGUGAAAGAGGUAUUGUACGUUGACAUUUAUCAACCUGAUUACGUGUGCCUCCAUCUUCGCAAUUUGUACGACCUACUCGUCGAUGUUUACAGCAAAAAUUCCUCGAGAAUUGGCGAUUUGGACGUCCGAUUUCUGCUUCCUUCCGCGUUGGCAAAAACAGACGGUAACCUUGAUGAAGUUAGAUAUCUUGGAAAGAGACCUGAGGUCGCACUCGUGCGAGAUAUUUUUUGUAAAACAGGCCAGUCGAGUUCACAGGUUGGCCUCCUGGAGUUCAAGAAGUGGCUGACCCGACGUUUUCAGUUAUCCGAUUUGGAGAAAAAAGUGAAGUAUUUAAAGGUCGACGACGAGGCGACGGAUAGUAACUUAAUCAACAAAACUUGUGGGCCAGAAAAUCCACAAAAUGAUUCUUUGCAGACCUACAAUGAGGUCGUUCUUGGGGGAACAUUCGAUCACAUUCACUCUGGCCAUCGAUUACUUCUAGCUGUAGCUUCCUUGCUUUGCGAAGAAAGAAUUACGAUUGGCCUCAGCGAUGGGCCUCUUCUUCAAAGAAAGUUUUUGAAGGAACUAAUCGAGCCUUUCCAAGAGAGGAGGAAGAAAUUGCAGAACUUUUUGAAUGACGUUAAGCCAGGUAUGUCUUUCAUUUCUUUCAUCGUGUUUCAAAUUACAUCACUAAACCAACAUUCAGAUUGGCUGACCAACGUGCUACUUGCAUCUUAUUUCCUCGAGUAAUAGCCGGGGGCGAUUAUAAUUUUUUUCGGACCAAAAGGGAGCGAUCAUUCAAGGAAAGGCGAUUAUUCGAGGCCGAGGCGACUAUUUCAAAUAUUGCUCACUGGAAGUUGUGCCCUAAAUAUUUUGUUUGAUUAUCUCAUUGAAUCAAAAAAUAGUCACAUGAAAUAAACUGAAUAUGGGCUUUUUAACUGGAUGAAGAUAGCGGGAGCGGUGGGGGGCGAUUAAUCGAGGGAGGUGAUUAUUUUAAAAUAAUAUUUCCAUCAAAGGGGGGAGAUUUUGAAGAAGGCAGUAAAUCGAGGGGUGGCUAUUAUUCGAGGAAAUAUGGUAUGAUACAGUCCAGACUACAUUUGCGACCACAUCUCUUAAGUGUCCACCUCCAAGCAACCACCUGUUCAAAACACCAAAAUUUUCCCAGUCAAAGCACUAUAAUUGAAACCUCCCAUAAAAGACCACCUACUGUAAGCAACCACCGCAUGGUCUCAUCUCUAGGUUCACUGAGUGUGCACCAUGCUACUUGGACUACAUCUAUAUGAAGAAUUUUCAGUGGCAACAUGGAAAUACACAUAUUGUAACUUGCAUGAAACUGCAUGACAUUAAUUGCAAUAAAAUUAAUUAUCUUCUGUACAGAAGACAUGUCUGGACCACUUGGGAGAGACACCCUGUGGUUGGAUUCUUCUAAACGACCACCUUCAGUAAGUGACCACUAAGUCUUCGACUUUGGGUGGUUGCUUCUGGAACUUUUGACUGUAGUUCUCAGGUAGUAAGUCGAGAAAAGUCUGUUUCUAUGCCUUUGAAUGAUGUAAAUAAUGUCUAUCAUGGUGUGGUUAUACAUCUACAGUGUAUUUACUGUGAUACUCAUAAAACCGUGAACACCAGAAAUAUAAAUUCUGUAAUGUUAUUGUGUUGAAAGGAAAAAGGCAAUGAGGCGUGUCCUGAAUUUUAUUGUGAUUGGUCACCACACAAUCAACACUCCUGAAAAUUUUCAGUUACUCAUGGGUUUCUGAGUUUCACAGUAACAGUAUCAUUUUUGUAUGUGGUUGGUAUGUUGCGAAGGAUCAUUCAGAUUGAACAGGGUAUUGUCUACUGAUACCACAAGCCAAGAUCAACAAUACCUGCAUACAGCAAAAGUGCUGUUUGAUAGCCUGGAGCAAGCCCUCAUGUUAGUAACUAGCAAUAACCAAAGGUUUUAACAGGAAGUGCAGGGAAGUUUAAGGCUUCUCAUCCAAGGUCAAAACACUCUUGCUCCAUUACUGGGGCUUUGCAUAAGUUUGAAUGCAAGUGACCAGUGGGAUUAUGAAAGAUAGAAAGUUCAAACGCAUGUGCAUGAUUAGUGUGAUCACAUGUUCUCAGCCUGGAGAUUAAGAGGUUUUAGGCGUCCUCUUGUUGCUCGUAAUAAUUUUGCCCAGCAGGUCAAUAAUGUUUUGCUAAGAUAAAGUAAAAAGGGUAGUUGGUAAACCUGUGAUAUUUCUCUUCUUAUAUUUCUUUUUCCCCUGUCUUCUCAAAAAGAAAUAAAAAAAGCCCUGACACAGGUUAGGGGAUUGCUUUGACUUAGUAAAAUUUCAACAACAACUUACUUAAAGGGCAACCUACUUUUUAUUUUUUGUUUCUUUUAAAGUAUCUAUUGAAAUAAUAAGGAAUGAGAUUUCUUGCACGGAGCAAUUGGGGACAAGGCCUUCACUCAUGUUGGCCCCUCACUGUGGAACUCUAGUUCUUUUAGCUAUCAUGAGUACCUGGAGUUAUCAGGGUUUCAAGCAGGCUCUAAAGACCUUUUUAUUUCAUUUGGCAUUUGCCCAGUGAACCAAUUCAUGUACAGUCAUUGUGGUGUUUUAUUUUUAUUUUCUCUAAGUUUACUGUUUGUUAUGUAUUAGUGUUUGUCAGCUUUUAUCAGCGCUUUAGAAUAUGUGUAUAGUUUAAAUGCUAUAUAAACAAAUAUUAUUAUUAAAUAUUAAUAUUAUUAUUAACAUUAUUGUUAUUGUUUAAAAUUAUUCCAUCUCAUAAUAUCAGAACCCCUGUUUAUCAAUGGUUUGCAUUUUUAGGCCUUAAACAGGACAUCAUGAUACUCAAGGACCCUGUGGGGCCAGCAGGAACAGUUCCAGAGUACCAGUGCUUAAUUGUCAGCAAGGAAACAGAGAAGGGAGGGUUCUUCGUUAAUGAUGCCAGAGAGAAAAAAGGCUUAGAUCUGCUGGAUGUACAUGUUGUUGACGUAGUCUCGGACAACAGUAUUGAAGUUCUGAAAGGAAAACGCCAUCAAGGGGAAGAAAAGAUGAGCUCCUCUAUGGAACGUCAAAAACUCUUAGGAACACUUUUAAAACCUGUUGUUAGAAAAGAGAAAGGAAAUAAUCAGCCAUAUGUUAUUGGUCUAACUGGAGGGAUUGCAAGUGGAAAAUCUGCAGUCUGUCAGAGACUGAAAGAUCUAGGUGCUGCGAUAAUAAGCUGCGACCAGCUUGGACACCAAGCUUAUACACCUGGAAAGAAGGCUUACAAGGAAAUAAUUGAUAAUUUUGGAUCCAGCAUUCUCACCCCUGAACAAACCAUAAACAGAAGAGCGCUUGGUGCAAUUGUGUUUGCUGACAAGGCAAAGUUAGCAUUGCUUAAUCAAAUAGUGUGGCCUGAGAUAUUGAUGCAGGCUAAAACAGAAAUUGCUCGUUAUGGAAAAGAAGGCUUUAAUGUUUGUGUCCUGGAUGCCGCAGUUCUCUUGGAAGCUGGCUGGGACAAGGAAACUGAUGAAGUGUGGGUUACAUUUGUCCCUGAAAGUGAAGCAGUCUCACGGAUUCUCGACAGAGAUGGUAUCUCUGAAGAACAAGCAAUGAACAGAAUUAAGUCACAAAUAGGCAACGAGGAAAGAAUUAGGGAAGCUAAUGUUGCCAUUUGCACCUUGUGGGAGCCAGAAUUCACGCAAAAACAGGUUGUGAAAGCAUGGAAUAAUUUACAAGAAAGACUGUCAUGACAUUAUUUCAAAUAUUCACUUGUAGUGCUAUUAAAAUGUAUGAUAAUUUAUUUAUUUAUUAGCUUUACUAGUGAUAAAGCAAAGUAGAAGAAAUUUCAAAAUUCAAGAUUAAUUUAACUCUGAACACAAAAAUUGGUAGUCUGAUGUAAAUAUUCAACUUUUCUAGGUGUCAGCUAAGUUUAACUGCAAGGAUCUACAAAGCUAGAUUUUGAACUUAACAAUAACCUUCAUUGGACACUGGGAUCUGUAAACAUUUAGCCUGAGUGGAAAACGGGAUUUGUACCCCCUGUUCCCACUUUGGUACCCUCAUACUGGCAAGCAUAUGCAUUUAGAGUGAUUUUCGUAUGACCUUGAAAUGAAAAAGUGCGAACAAAACAGAACAACUAACGAAUGGAAAUAAAGUGAUUUGAUUGGUUUAUUGAACCGAUACAAACGCACCAGGCGUUUGGUUGGUUAAGUGAACACUCGGCUGAAAAAACUUCAUGCCCUUGAACUUAAUUCUAGAAGUCAACCUGUCGAUACUUCUCUCUGACGUCAUACUGCAACACAAUUGGCAAAUCGCACAAUGCCCUCUCCAUAUUAGGGUUUUCUUUGGCGGGAAAACGAACACUUACUGAAACCAUUUUUCAAGUUCAUAAAAAAAGCUCUAAUAGCUCAUGCUCUGGAAUUCUCUAUUGUUUUAGUCCUCUUCUGAUUCAAACAAACUAUAUAGCAGCUCUUUCUGUUCAUGUAUCGCCCAGUUACCGAUCACAUCCAAGUUUAUCAAUGACCUUAUUCUGUCUUUAUAUAACCUGCUUAUGCUGGUGGUUUUUUGGGGAGACAGGAGUGCUAGCACCAGGCAAAGCCAUGAAAAUUGUUGCAAAGCCUCCAGCUAAACAGGCUGUUUCAGUGUCCUAAGCUAAUUUAACUGGAAAUAUUGUGAACCAGUCGCAUUGUAGAAAUGAAAGCUUCCUCUUUUAGUAUUUAAAGCAAACAAUUGAGCAAACAAUGAUGGAAGCAAAAUUAAUUCCCAGUAAAACUGAAAAAUGUCAGCAUCGGUUAUGAUUCUUAACUGUCUGUCCUGCAAAAAUCAUCUCUGCUUUCAUGCUACAUUUUAUUAUAGAUGUGUCAGAAAAUGCUUUAGCCUGCUCACUCCAAGGGCAACCAAGUUAUUGAGAGGUUUGCUCUAACGUUUCAACUCUUGGACAGAUCGCCAUUAACCAUUUAGAUGAACCCUUUUUAGUUCAACGUUUUUAUACAACUAUUUAUUUGUAGGGAUUUCACAAAGAGAAAAUAAUAUGAAUUUUGUUGUGAAUAUUUUCUUUGCCCACUAAAAAGGAGUCAAAGGGUUAUUUUUAGGUUACUUUAGGGAAGAUUGAAGUUGAUUAGUCUUAGAUUUAUAGGGCUAUUAUGGACAGUAUCAUCUAGAAGAAAUCGUUUCUAAUUUUGAGAAAUUGCCAUUGAGGUUGUACUAUUUGCUGUAAGCAUGACUCUUAAAUAAUUUCUCUACUGAGAGACUUUUUGUAAGAUAUUUUUUGUAUCCUAGGCUGAUUUUUUCGUGACUCUCAUAACCUUCAUGAUUAAUAAGCAGUGAUAUUUAAG